Messenger RNA from Durusdinium trenchii, 3982 nucleotides. NCBI's taxonomy places the organism in Eukaryota, Dinophyceae, Suessiales, Symbiodiniaceae. The record is from the annotation of a GenBank genome assembly.
CCCGGUGAAAACAGCGUCACGAUCGGUGCGAAUUGGUAGUGAUGGAUCCAUGGUGCCCGACGCCCGGGAUGUGGAGCUGGGGCACGAGGAGCACUUGGAAGAGUUUUUCGAUGUGCUUCAAGAGGAGGUGGCGGAUCGUUCUGGGCCUCAGAGCCCCAAGGGAAUCCGUACACGGAACCACUCCUUCAAUUCCUUCUCCAGGAACACCUCUUGUUCCUCCUUCCAAGAUGCACUGAGCGAAUGGGAGUUGGAAGUUCCAGCCAUUGCCCCGCCGCGCAGGUCGAGUUUGAAGAGCAGCUGGCCUCCCAGCCACCUACGGCGGCCCUUGGAACUGCUGGGCAUCAGCCUCUGCUGUGCCAGCACGGCGUUUGCUUUGCGGGCACCCUAUGAGGCGACCGAGGCGCUGCCGCUGCUGCUGAUGCUCUUCGCCUUCGCAGCCAUCGCUGCCUCGCUGCUGGGACCCAGGAUGCGCUCCUGGAGCUCCGUGUUGGCGGGCACGUACCUCUAUGCUCAGCGCUGGCGCGGGCGCACGCCGAACAGCGUGCUGGAGUGGCUGGCUGCGGGGGUGGCCGUGAGUCGUCCCUGCGGCGGGAGCGAAGGCUUUCCACUGGGCUUGGCGCUCUCCAGCGCCUUGUGGGGCAUGCAGCUCUCAGAGCAGAGGAGUUGGCCAACGCUCGUGCUGGGCUUCCUAUUUUUGAACAUUGCCCAGUUGUUGCUGCACCUGGCAGGGGAUAACACCAGAGCCAAGGUGGAUCAUCGGCUGGAGUGGUGCGCAGCGAUCUCGCGUGUCUCUCAGGAGCCCUGGGUCUUCUCGGCGGCGGUGAUCACUGGCACCUUGGGAUUUGGCGGUCGAUACUUGGGUCUGCAGGGUCUGGACUUGUCCGUGGGUCGUCCGCCACAGAAGGCGCGGCCCUUGCUGCUGCUCCUGGCGAUGCUGCCCAUGCUGAUGGGCUGGGCGGCACGCAGCAGCGUGGGGGGUGAGUCGAGAAUCUUAAAGUGGACUCUGGUGUCGCUGAGCCUGGGUUUCAGCUUGUUGCCCAACCAGGAGCCGGAUCCGUGCUGGGCACAUGAGGACGGAUCCUUGUCGGCCAUGGCAGUGGGCCGCGCACUGCUAUUGCAUUUAGAGUUGGCCACCGUGCCCUUGCUGGUGGCAGCCCUUUGCAGCUGCGCACCCAUGACGCCCGUGGCCACCCUGCGGCGACCACUGGGGACGAGCUCGGCGCCGAUCUCGGCGGCGCAAGCGGCGGCCGUGGUGGCCACGGUCUUCCUGGCCGAUCGCGCUGCCGAGCGGUUGUUGGUGAAGCGCUGGUGGGUGGCGACCCUGGGAAAUCUCCUGGCUGCCCUGCUUUGCCUCAACUUUCCAGAAGCCCGGCGCCCUCGGCUCUCGGAGUGGGCCGGGAACUAUGCCAAUCUCCGUGCCGCGAGCUCAAGUGCUGCCAUGGCGGCAGGACGGCGGCCCAGCUCGUUUGUGCCCAGUACUCUCGCGAGCAGUCGCGUUGCGAGUGCAGCUGACUUGGUGGGUGGGCUCAGGCGCUUGAGCGCCCGGCUCUUGAAGCCACCACUGCAGGAGCAAGAGGAGGCACACGAUCCAAGCUUCUGGAACUGCCUGUUGGCAGAGCUCUGGCCCAGCUUGCGUGGAAUGAUCGAAGAAGAUAUCCUGAAAGGGGAGGUACAGUCAGUGCUCCAGGAAAGUGUCACUGCAGCCUUGAAGUUCGACACUGCCUUCUUGGGCACUGAACCGCCCAAGGUGCUGUCUUUGCGGAUGCUCUCCACCCACAGGCCAGAAAGGUCCAUCCUCUUUGUGAUGGACACCGAGUUUGUGAGCAAGGAGGUGGACUUGACCUUGAAGCUCACCUUGGGCAGCUUCAUGGGUCUCUCACUGGGCGUCAGCAAGCUCACCUUGCGGGGGAAACUUUUCCUGGGCUUCCGACACCUAACGCCCCAUUUGCCGUUGACCCAGGGCCUCACCGUGGGCUUCGCCGAUCCCCCGGCGAUCGAUCUGGAAGUCACCACGCCCUCGGCGCUGGGCGUGCCCUUCGUGCCGGAGAGGGCGCGUGCUGCGUUGAUCUCGGUGAUCUCGUCGACCUUGGCACACCAGAUGGUGCUGCCCAAUCGCAUUCCCUUGCCCUUUGGGACGCUGUGGCCUUUAGAUCGCCUGCAACAUGCCCGGCCUGAGGGCGUGCUGGCAUGUCGAGUACUUGGAGCUUGCGGAGUGACCUCCACGAACCGCCCCUUGAGCUGCGUGCUGCAGCUGGGCGCCGCCAGCUACCGCAGUGCCAAGUCAGAGAGCGAGGACGGCGACUUCCUGUGGGACGAGGAGCCCUUCCUGGUGGUGGAUCACUUCGAGCAGUCGCUACUGCUGGCGCUUCACGAGCGGCACACCUUUAAUGACCGCGCCAUUGCACACCAGGCCAUCUCCAUCAAAGAGCUGAUCGAUCGCAGCCGCUGGCAGCACAUGCCCAGUUGGUCUCUCCAGGCCAUGGGUAGCGAGACGACGACUCCACAGUUGCUCUUCUCCAGUAGCUUUCACGAGCUGAGCCGCAAGCGUGCCAGCUUCGCCGGCCUGGGAUCCUUGCUCUUGCUCACGGCCCGGAGCACCGAGAACGCGAUAGGACCACGUGUGCGUUACCUUUGCGCGGGAACGUGGACUGUGCACGUCACGUGCCCCCCCGAACUCGAUGGAGCCCUCCUGAUGCUCCGAUGUUUUGUGGUGCCGCCCGGGGGCGUUCCACCGCCAAACCUCGUGCGCGGGGAUGCGCAAAGCGUGCCCAUGCGCUGCUCACGGAUCACGCCAGUGCAGGUCCUGGUGGUCGACCAUUUUGGCGCCAUUUCACCGCACCCCAUGGCGUGGGAGCACCGGAUCGUUUGUGCAGGCAACUUCGACCAGACGGCCCAAGCUGUACAGAUUGCUGGGGAUUCGAGUGAAGAGGAGACCCAUGAGGUGGAUGUGAAGCAGGCGUGGGAAGCCUAUGUGGAGUCCGAAGAGGCGCACCGGCACCGCUUUUCAUCGGACCGCUGGCGGGAGCGCCUCACGGAGCUUUGGCAGCUCCGUGGUGCGGCGGCACCGCGGCGUCAUGCAGGGGUGCAAGAGCUCAAGGAGAGGUCCCCAAUCCACGUGACCCUCCAGGAGUGGCUCAACAGUGACCGGGAGGGUUGCAUCCGACGCAUGGCGCUGAUCUUGGAGUUGCCCGUCUGGUGCGAGGUUCGUUUGGGGAAGCUCCUUGAUGAGCUAGCCACGCAGAAGGGGACCCCUGCCCACAAGGUUCCCUCGGAAGUGACAAGGACACGUCUUUUGUCUUCGGAUGAGAAGGAUGAGAAGGAGCGCUUCUGCGAUCGGUGCCCUCGUGAUCAAGAGCUUUACUUGGAGAUUUGCCAAGCCCACCGAAGGGCAGAUCCGGAGGUGCACUAUUCUCUAGAUGUCACUGAUGUGGUGGGCAUCUGGCGUAAGCCCUUGCGUGAUCUGCUGGAUGUGGCCCACAUGACGGACCGCAUGGCUCCACGGAUGCUGCUGCCUCCCGGACAGCGUGGACAGCGUGGAGUCGGGGAGUCGCCCAAAGCUUCGGCGACCAGCGGCGUGCCGCCGAGCACCGAUGAGGUGGUCAAGCGUCAGUACGUGGCCUCGGUGGAGCGCAGCUGGUAUCAGGAGCCGUCGGAGCUGGGAGGUUGUGUCAGGUUGGCCUCCAGGCAAUUCCUUCCAAUUGCAGAACAUGGGCAUGCCACAGCCUGUGCUGCCGCCGUCUCUGCCGCAGCCCUGAGAUUGACUUUCAUGACGUCCUCCAAGGUGAUUUUUCUGCGGGGAGGCCUCAGCCUUUGCCCGGAGCCUGAGAGCGAGAAUCCCAUCGAGAAGGCUGAGAAGGCAGAAGAUGAGGACAAAAAGCCCAUCAUUCCUGGUCCAAGAUCGCAUAUGGAAUUGUUGGACGUCUACAUGUUGUCCUCUGAACAAAGCGUGGACCGUGGAUGUCCCGCCGGCCUUUGUCCCUGA